Messenger RNA from Siniperca chuatsi (mandarin fish), 1673 nucleotides. It is a transcript of the gene pbk, whose product is annotated as PDZ binding kinase. The record is from RefSeq and is a predicted model, not a curated record. The coding region runs from base 214 to 1230 and encodes 338 amino acids. Gene Ontology annotation, biological process: protein phosphorylation. Lineage: Eukaryota; Metazoa; Chordata; Actinopteri; Centrarchiformes; Sinipercidae. Gene Ontology annotation, molecular function: protein serine/threonine kinase activity; ATP binding. The transcript is spliced from 7 exons.
AGGGUGACGCUGUGCCGUCUUUAUAUUCAAAGUAUGUUAAAACAAAAACAAAAAACGGAUCUGCAGUUUGUACUCUUGUUGUCAUUUCCAAACGCAAACGACACGCGCUCGGAUGGUUCCUCUGCGGCUUCCGUACAGCCUGUUGCAGCAGUUUGAAUGUUCGGCGCGUUUUAACUGCAGCGGGUUUGUUACAACAGUGAAAGAAAACGCAGAAUGGCCUCCCCUGCCACAUGCAACGAUGAGGGCGCAUUCAAGACCCCUAAAACCGUCCGAGUGAGGAGCAUUGGAAGCAAUGGAGGGACCCCAAUCACCAUCCCGGCCUCACCUUUCAUGAAGAAGUUGGGCUGUGGCACUGGAGUCAACGUUUACCUCAUGAACAGAAUGGGAAAGCUGAAUGCGUCUCCCUGGGCUGUCAAGAAGAUCAACAAUAAGUGUGCAACCAAACAGGUGGCGGUUUACCAGAAGCGCCUGAAUGAGGAGGCAAAGGUCCUGAAGGGAAUCGACCAUCCAAACAUUGUUGGGUUUCGUGCCUUCACCACGGCCAAAGAUGGAUCAAAGUGUCUGGCUAUGGAGUAUGGAGGAGAGCAGUCCCUAAAUGACCUGAUAGAGAAGAGGAGAGAGGACGGCCUGAAAGCUUUCCCUGCUGCCAACAUAGAAAAAGUAGCGCUGCAUGUUGCUCGUGGCCUUCAGUAUCUCCACAAUGAGAAGAAGCUGCUGCACGGCGACAUGAAGUCAUGUAAUGUUGUCAUCAAGGGCGACUUUGAGACCGUCAAGAUCUGUGAUGUUGGUGUGUCUCUGCAGCUGGACGAGAACAUGAGAGUGUCAGACCCAAAGGCGGAGUACAUCGGCACAGAGCCGUGGAAACCGAAGGAAGCUCUGGAUGAGGAAGGAGAGAUCACCGACAAGGCUGACGUCUUCGCCUUCGGUCUGACUGUGUGGGAGAUGAUGACACUGGCCAUGCCUCAUCUGGAGAUGCUGGAGGAUGAGGAGGAUGAAGAGGAGUCAAUGGAGGAGAGUUUUGAUGAGGACGCCUACUACGAGAAGUUGGGGACGAGGCCAGCGCUGGAUGCCGAGGCCCUGGGCAGCUCGUACCGGAGGAUGGUGGAGCUUUUCUAUCUCUGCACAGAGGAAGACCCCAAGAAGAGACCCUCAGCCGCCCAGAUCGUCCAGGCUUUAGAGAGCAACGCCCUGCUGGAUAAAACGCCCAGUGAGGUGAUUGUUAUCGACUGAUUUACACAACUAAUUCUGCAUUUUGAUCUUAGAGGUGCAAGUUAGGAUGUUGUUGGGUGUUCAGGAUUCAGGCAGGUUAAAACGGAUUGAUUUGUCAGGGAUUGCAGACUAUAUGAACACAACUUAUUUACUAGCUAGUUUGGGAGGGUUUUUGUACUAAUUUAGAGGCUCCAGGAAACCUCCAUGUUGAGAAUCCAGCCUAGAUGUAGAAACACGUCAGUCACUGGUGAAAAUAUCAGUUGACGCUGACGUGAAUGAGCUACGAAAAGUUCACUGUAAUCUCUAAACUGUACAUCUUUGUCAUUUAUUUGUAUGUUGUAUUUUCUUUCCUGUAUGUCAACUUUUAUCAUGUAAAUGUUUUUAGUUUCUUUACCUCGUAAUUCUUCUUGAAGUUACUCACGUGUGUGUGUUUCUGCACUUCUGUAAACUUUUUCUUGAUCAAA